GGUGUCAGAGUUGACCGGCAGGGUUGUCAUGUCUUUGUUGCCUCUGUAGCAUUUUAAUUUUGUGGGUAGAAGUGCGACGUAGAUGGAAAAAUAACAGUUAUCUUCGGAGAAGAAACUCGCUGUAAUCUUGACCCCCAAAAGUUAAAACCACCCGUAAGAUGGAAGAAAAGCUGAAUGGAUCACUGCCUGUUGUCUCCCCGGAGUAUCUUCAUCAGUGGGUCCAGUCUGCCCGGCAGUUUCAGGCUCUCCAGGCCCAAUAUUCAAACUUCGACCCGAACCAUCAGUUUCACUACCCAGAGAAUCAGCCUGGAGAGGCAGCCAUGGCGAACAUGGCUAAUCCAGAACCCGAGAUGGAUCAGAUGGAGCCGGCCAACUUGACAAAACCCCCACCUAAAAAGAGAGGCAGAGCAGCACAACCUAAGGAACCGCAGGCACCCAAACCACCAAAAGUCCCAAAGGCACCAAAGGCGCCAAAGCCACCCAAGCCACCAAAAGUGCCGAAGGCACCAAAGCCUCCGAAAGACCCAAACGCACCUAAAGCAAAACCAGGACCGAAGCCCAAGAAGGGUGCAGAGGCUCAGGCUGACGGCAAACAGGAGAAGAUUGAUGAGAGCUUCAAAAAGGUGAAGAGGAAAGUGGACCGCUUCAAAGGAAUGUCAGAGGAAGAGGUCAUGAAAAAGACUCUACCAGACCUGCUAGACUACAACCUGGACUAUGUCAUCAUUGGUAUCAAUCCUGGGUUGAUGGCAGCUUUCAUUGGACGAUGGUUUCCUGGUCCUGGAAAUCAUUUUUGGAAAUGCUUGUUUCUUUCUGGAUUUACUGAGGAGCAGCUGAACCACAUGCACGACACCACCCUUCCUGGAAAGUACAAAAUGGGCUUCACCAACAUGGUGGCCCGGGCUACACCGGGGAGCAAAGACCUCAGCAGUAAAGAGUUGCGUGAAGGCGGCAAAAUUCUUGUAGAGAAGCUGAAGAAGUACAGGCCUCUCAUUGCUGUGUUCAAUGGAAAAUGCAUCUAUGAAAUGUUCUGCAGAGAGCUGUUUGGCAAAAAGCCACAAAAACUUGAAUUUGGUCUGCAGCCACACAAAAUCCCCGACUGUGACGUGGCUCUGUAUCUGAUGCCUUCGUCCAGUGCUCGCUGUGCUCAGUUCCCUCGUGCUCAGGACAAAGUCCACUUCUACAUCAAACUGAGGGAGCUCAGAGAUCAGCUGAAGGGCGUCCGAAGAGUCACUGAGAUUGAGGAGGUUAACUACUCGUUUGACCUUAGUUUGGCUAAAGAGGAUGCUAAGAGGAUGGCAAUAAAGGAGGAGCAGUACGAUCCUGGUUAUGAAGAUGCCUAUGGCGGAGAAUAUGUAGCAAGAGGACCCGAAGGAGGCCAGACCGAAGGCCAGACCAACGGUCACUGUACAUUUUCAACUCCUGAAAACACAGAAGGAGCACAGGAGGCGAGCACGUCACAGACGGCAGAAGGCCAGCUCCCAGACGGACAGUGGAUGACCCAGUCCUUUGCAGAUCAGAUUCCAGACAUAAGUGGCGGACCAAAAGACGGCAGCAUAUGAUGACGAGGGCUCCAGACUUCAGCCAGCACAUUCAUUUACCUCUGUCCGUCGGGUUUUAUUUUUUUAUUUUUUUAUAGUGUCUGAGUGGAAUAUAAACACGUAGAUGGACUUUUUAGAAUUUUUGCAGGAUAUUCCUUCUGCACAUUCUUUUUUUGUGGUCUUGUAAACGCACGUGAUCAUCUUCAAGGCAGUCUUUUUAAAUAUGUGAAAUCAGGGACUUGACAAUGAUGCUUGACUGUCUUUGGAGGAGGUCAUGUAUUUAAACAUUUGUUUUGCUUUUGUACUGUACGCUACUGCACCGUGAUGCAGUAAGUGUAAACAUUCACGUCUACUGUUCACGCAGUAGAUGAAACUCCAGGUAUGUGACUGGUGCAGGGUGAGCCUGUGUGAUCCUCCGCUUGCAGUGAGGACUUAGCUAGCAUUAAUGUUUUACAUUCAUGGUGCUAUGAACUAAUGAUACAAAGCAAUCGCUUGAAUAAAAAUCCAACUCAUCACGAACGUCAGAGAGCACUUCUGACAAGCCUUUCAAUACAAUGUUACAGAACUCAAAAUGGGUUUAUUUUAAACUCUAUCUUUUGCUGUUGUUGUUUUAUUGUUUUAGGAGUUUUAGAAUAAUCUUCUACGUUUAUGAAAAUGUCAUUCACAAGGAAUUUUAUGAAACGUUUGUCAAUUAAAAUGUCCUGAUGAUGCUUUUUCUAAA
Mugil cephalus (flathead mullet) is the source of this 2259-nucleotide messenger RNA. RefSeq names its product thymine DNA glycosylase, tandem duplicate 1 (gene tdg.1). Gene Ontology annotation, cellular component: nucleus. The transcript is spliced from 11 exons. Gene Ontology annotation, molecular function: mismatch base pair DNA N-glycosylase activity. The record is from RefSeq and is a predicted model, not a curated record. NCBI's taxonomy places the organism in Eukaryota, Metazoa, Chordata, Actinopteri, Mugiliformes, Mugilidae. Gene Ontology annotation, biological process: base-excision repair, AP site formation. The coding region runs from base 159 to 1559 and encodes 466 amino acids.